This is a messenger RNA of Cuscuta europaea, 3695 nucleotides long. The record is from the annotation of a GenBank genome assembly. NCBI's taxonomy places the organism in Eukaryota, Viridiplantae, Streptophyta, Magnoliopsida, Solanales, Convolvulaceae.
CCAACCCGUUGCUCGUUGUGAGAAGAAACCAGCAGUUCAUUGCACUAAAUGCUUUCUCUCUCAUCCUUGCCGCUAGCUAUGUCCUUCAAUUUUCUCUUUCUUUCCACCUACAAUCCAAACAAACAUUUGAAAGACUAUUAUUAUUCCUUAAUUUUGAAUACCUCGCCCUUGUUCAAAAGUUACAACGCUCACUCUCAAGAACAUCCCUUGAGACAAUGGAUUGAGGGGGAAAUUUGGCCCUGGGGAAGCAGCCAGCCCAAAUGGGAGUUUUUUGUGUUUCCUAAUGGAUUCUUGAGAAAGAUGAGAUUUUAGAGAUUGGGUUGUGAUUUUCUUCUUUAUGAUGUCUUUUCUGGUUAGGAUUCGGAUCUCUUAUCAACCCUUAAUCAGGUUUUCUUUGCCUUCGUUUACUCCUUUAGUCUUUUCUUGCCUGCCUUGCUUCACCGCUUCUGCCUCCCCAUUUUGAUCGCACCAACCCCUUGUUUUUUGUUUUUUAAAGCUGAAAGUAUGGGGAGCGAGAGGCUGUUUAGUGCCCAGAACAGGAAAGACGAAACUUCAAAGCACUGACCUUUUUGAGUAACUCUCCUUUGAUUCACCAUUGAUUGUGAAUUUCAUUUCAAAAAGAAAAAAGAUAUCUUUUUGGUAAUGGACGCUCUGGGAUGUCAUCAGGACCAUCAAUGCCCUCAAUCUCUUGCGAAAAGUGCAGUAUUUCUGGUGGCAUUCUUGGAUUUGUUAUUAAGGGUUUCAGGGUUAGGAUCAAUGUCUUCCAUAGCCAUCUCCUAUGGAGAGUAUGGGCCUGUUUUUUGUGGCUUAAAGUCUGAUGGAUCUCAUACUGUCUCAUGCUAUGGCUCAAAUUCUGCAAUAAUCUAUGCCACUCCUCAUUCUCCGUUUGUCGGAAUAACCGCCGGAAAUGACUUCGUCUGUGGGUUAUUGAUGGACUCAAACCAGCCUUACUGUUGGGGGAAUAGCCAUUUCAUCCAAAUGGGGGUCCCACAACCAAUGUCCGAACACUCCCAGUACUUGGAGGUGAGUGCAGGGGAUCACCAUUUGUGUGGUCUGAGAAAGCCAUUGACCGGGAAGUACAGAAACACUUCCCUUGUUGACUGCUGGGGGUAUAACAUGACCCGGACCUUCCAAUUCGACGGACAGGUCCAGACAUUGUCUGCCGGGUCGGAGUUUUCAUGCGGGUUGUUUUCGCAGAACCGAACCGUGUUCUGCUGGGGAGACGAGACCAGCAGCCGGGUUAUCAGUUUGAUUCCGACCGGUAAGAGGUUUCAGAAAAUUGCGGCAGGCGGGUACCACGUUUGUGGGAUUCUUGACGGGACGGAAUCUCAUGUUCUCUGUUGGGGGAGAAGCUUGGACCUUCAAGAAGCCAUUGCUGUUUCUCGGUUAGAACCUAAAGAAUCUAUGUUGACGGUGGUCGGCGGGAGAUUCCACGCGUGUGGGAUUAAGAGCGAAGAUCGGGGAAUAAUUUGUUGGGGAUAUCGCGUUGAGAAAUCCACGCCGCCUCCUACCGGCGUUAAGCUGUACGAAAUUGCUGCCGGCGAUUACUUCACUUGCGGAAUCUUAGCAGAGAAGUCUCUUCAGCCUGUUUGUUGGGGAGUCGGUUUUCCUACUUCUCUUCCGCUGGCCGUUUCUCCCGGACUCUGCAGGACCCGCCCAUGUGCCCCUGGGUUUUACGGGUUUAAUAACGGAAGUAAUGGCUCCUCUUGCAAGUCUGAAGAUAACGGAAUAUGCCUUUCCUGCUCCAUUGGAUGCCCAGUUGAGAUGUACCAAUAUGCAAACUGUUCUCCGUCCUCCGACCGAAUGUGUGCUUACAACUGCUCAUCUUGCAUCUCGUCUGAUUGCUCUUCAAAUUGCUCUGGCGGAUUGAAUGGUGAAAAUUCAAAGGAGUUUUGGUCACUGCAGUUGCCUGUUAUUCUUGCGGAGGUCACUUUUGCAGUGUUUCUGGUUAGCAUUGUGUCAAUCAUUUCGGUCAUGUAUGUCCGAUACCGGUUGAGGAACUGUACUUGUUCGGGCGAGUCGUUGGGUGUUAACAAAAGAAAUUCCACAUUCCAGAAGGAAAGCGGGAAAGUUAUACCGGAUGAUCUGCGGAUCAGGAGAGCUCAAAUGUUUAGUUAUGAGGAGCUUGAGCGAGCGACUGGUGGGUUCAAAGAAGAAUCACAAGUGGGGAAAGGGAGUUUCUCGUGCGUCUUUAAAGGGGUUUUGAAGGACGGGACAGUCGUUGCGGUCAAACGAGCAGUUGUUUCACCGGACAUGAAGAAGAACUCGAAGGAGUUCCAUACAGAGCUUGACUUGUUGUCCAGACUGAACCAUGCACAUUUGCUCAAUUUGCUUGGAUAUUGUGAAGAAGGGGAGGAGAGACUUCUGGUGUACGAGUACAUGGCCAAUGGCUCCUUGCAUGAGCACCUGCAUGGGAAGAACAAGACUCAAAGAGAGCAUAUGGAUUGGGUGAGACGGGUGACCAUCGCGGUACAAGCUGCCCGUGGGAUUGAGUACCUUCACGGGUACGCAUGCCCGCCCGUGAUCCACCGUGAUAUAAAGUCGUCAAACAUUCUCAUAGAUGAAGAACACAAUGCCAGGGUUGCAGAUUUUGGGCUCUCCUUGCUGGGGCCUGCAAACAGCAGCUCCCCCUUAGCCGAGCUACCUGCGGGCACCCUCGGGUACCUAGACCCUGAGUACUACCGCCUCCACUACUUGACGACCAAAUCUGACGUCUAUAGCUUCGGCGUUCUGCUAUUGGAGAUUUUAAGUGGGAGGAAGGCGAUCGACAUGCAAUACGAAGAAGGGAACAUAGUAGAAUGGGCAGUUCCGCUGAUCAAAGCGGGUGAGGUGGAAGCCAUAUUAGAUCCCAUACUAAAAACCCCUCCUGAAGUUGAAGCUCUAAGAAGGAUAGCGAACGUGGCUUGUAAAUGUGUGAGGAUGAGAGGGAAGGAGAGGCCGUCAAUGGACAAAGUGACAACAUCACUAGAGCGAGCACUCGCUAUGUUAAUGGGCAGCCCGAGUAACGGGCAGCCGAUCUUGCCAACCGAGGUGGUCCUGGGAAGCAGCAGGAUGCACAAGAAGGCGUCUCAGCGGUCUUCAAACCGGUCGGAGACAGAUGUGGGUGGAGAAACCGAGGACCCUAGGUCUGAGUUCAGGGCGCCUUCUUGGAUCACAUUCCCAAGCGUUGCGUCUUCCCAAAGGAGGAGGUCGUCGAUCUCUGAUGGAGAUGUUGAGGGGAAGAAUGUAGCGAAUGGGACUGGAUUGGGUGAUGCAUUGAGGAGCUUGGAUGAAGAGAUCGGGCCGGCUUCCCCUCAAGAAAACUUGUUCUUACAGCACAACUUCUGAUCUAAUAAUAAACAACAAAGAUUUAUACAAGAGCAGUAGCCAAGAAAGAAUUAGAAGAGUUUGUUGGGCAGCAGAUGUGUAUUUUCUAUGUUUUAUUCUUCUGCUAUUUCAUUUUUGUUCAUUCUAUUAAUUUCAGGCAAUCAGCGGCUUCAGGACUAGUUCUAUGAAUGUUGUUGGGAAGACUGCAACUUUUGAUCAUGUAUCUAGUAAUUGUAUUUAGAGUUGUACUUGGAUAUAUUCUUUUCUCUCGUGAACUUACUAGCUUAGCCAUCCAUUCUAGGAUUAAUUCUGUCAAAAGUCUGCUUAAUCACACUUAAUCUAGUGUUUUACGAAGAGCUACCAUCUUCAACUAUGUGUUGCUUAUUUUU